UACCUAUAUUUGUCUACAAAUUUUCGAUAUAUUGUCAAUGUUAUUUGAUUGUAGUUAAUGCAGUAUUUUCUGUGACAUAGUUAUCACAUUUGUGUAAAACUGCCAAAUGCGGGGAGUUUUGUUUAUUUUGUGACUAUGGAACGAGACAUAGAACGAGGUAUACCCGAGGAAAAUGAAACCUCGCCAUUGCUCAACGACAGGUCUGAACAGGCAACAAGCAAUGAAAGAAAGCAUAGACCCUACCCACCACUCAGCCUGGCUCCAUCAUCAGUGCUUUCCACCCCCGAUUCAUCUCCCGCACCAGACACUGCUUGUACUUGGCCAAAGAAAUGGCGACGAAGCGAUCGCCGCACCAGAAGACUUAAUACUCAAUUGCUAGAAGCAAUAGAAUCACACAAUGUGGAUGAGGUUGAAAGGUUACUAAAUUCUGGUGCAAAUCCAAACGCAACAUGCCGCCUUGACCUGGUAUCGGCAUGUCACAUAGCUGCGAUAAAUGGUGGAGACUCACUCGGUAUUCUCGCCAAACAUGGAGCCGAGAAGCAUAGGCUGGACGUCCUUGGAAGAACUCCAUUGCAUCUUGCAGCGUAUGCUGGAAAUGCUCGCCAAGUUGCUAUUUUGUUGGGGUUUUCCGAAGAAAUUCAAAAUCGCGUUGAAUCAGAGGACAUGUCAUCUGAUGUUGAAGAAGACGUAAAAAACCUGUGUCCAGAGUCUCAAGCAAUGGUAAAUGUACGCUGCGAUGACUCAGAUGUGAGCCGGACGCUUCCUAGUAGCUGGAAGGACAAUAUUGACCAUAGUUGUCUCCAGAUUAAAGGAACGUUACCACUUCUUCAGACAGGCUGGACACCAUUACACGUGGCCGUAUCUUGCCUUAAAAGUCACUCCACCAGGCUUCUGUUAGCUGCUGGAGCAGAUCCAAACAUUGUGGAUGCACAGGGUCGUACGCCACUUGACGUGAUUGCGUCAGCAUAUUAUCUUGACGUUGAUAUCAAAGCUGACAAUUUUGCAGAAAUAAUUAAGAUGCUUACCAAAGCUGGCGGAACAUACAACACCAUGAAAUCAAAAGAACUCGAUAACAUCGCAACUCCACUACACACAGCCGUGGAACUAGAAAAUAUUAAUGCAAUAACUACACUUUUAGACAUUGGUGCAAGUGUGAGCUGCUUAAAUUCGGAAGGACAAACGCCGAUGCACUUAUGCGUUAAAAAGAGGUUACACGAACCUUUACAGGUGUUGGCCAACUAUGAGUAUUUAAAUGCAGAUCCGCUAUCAGCAGUGAUAGAUGUAAAGGAUAAGGAUGGCUAUACAGUACUUCAAGAGGCUGUCGAAGAAGCCUGGGUGCCCGGCGUAUGCAUUGCUUUAGAAGCCGGAGCCGAUGUUACACUUAAAGCAUAUGAUGGUCAAACUACGGUUCAUUCAGCAGCUGACAUCGGAAACAUAGAUGUGCUAUUGGAAAUAUUAAGUGUAGCACGACAAAAAGGCAUAAUUGACUGCCAGAAUGAAGAUGGUGAAACAGCAUUAUUUAAAGCAAUUAUCAAUGGCAAUACAGACUGCGUUAAUGCAUUAUUGGAAGAAGGAGCGUCUAUUCAAAUUAAGUUAUCUGGAGAGGUGAGCGUGCUACAUAAAGCUGCAGAGUAUGGUCAUUCAGAAAUAUUAAAGAUUCUAUUAGAGCACAACGAGGGGGAAGCUAUAUCAAUGAUAGAUUCGCUAUCUGCUAGAGAUUGGAGAGGGUUUGGCCCGAUACAUUCUGCCGUAAUGAGCAAUAGUGUUGAAUGUGUCGAGCUUUUACUUUCGAAGAAUGCAGAUGUGAGAUUAAGAACAACGGAUAGUCCACAUUUCUGUUCAACACCGUUACAUCUCGCUGCUAUGAAAAAUUUUAUUGAUGUUGCUAAAUUUAUUGUAAAGUUUGAUAAAACUACAAUACACGAAGUGAACAGCAAAGGGUGGUUUCCUCUACAUACCGCCAGCCAUCACGGCUGUAGAGAUAUUAUAACAUUACUCCUAAAAAAAGGCGCAGACUUGUCAGGGUACACUGAUGGUCCUCGAAAAUAUAGACAGACAGCUAUUGACAUGAUUUUAAACACAUUGUCCAUGCCAACAGAAUUCAUGUGUGGGGUUUUCGAUUCCUAUAUAAAUUCGAACUGUCCCAACUUCCACGACUCAAACUGUGAGAUCAGCAUUGACUAUAGAAUACUUAUUCCCUCAGUUUGUGAAAUGGAGCAAAUGAAAGUAAUUGAAGCUCUUCUCAAAACUGGCAAUAGAUAUGGACAAAAGAAAUUACUUGUACAUCCGUUAGUGAAGAGCUUCUUGCAUUUGAAGUGGAAAGCUUUGCUACCAUUUUUCUAUGUUAUCGUUAUUUUAUACUCCAUGUUAGUUUCUUCGUUAACUAUUUUUACGAUGUCUGUAUUCUUUUAUAAAGAUACAGCUAGCAAUCCACCUGAUUUUCUAUCUCCUGUUAUUUGGGCAAAUGUUGUGUAUGUAUCCGUGGUUUUAAUAAUACUGCAGGAAAUAUUAUACAUGAAUGUAAGAAACAAAAGAUAUUUUUGUGAAAUGGAAACAUGGAUAAAAUUCGGAUCGAUUUGCCUUGCCGUUAUUCUGCCAUUAUCUAUAAACUUAGCUGAGACUGCGGACUGGCCUAGACAUAUAGCUACUUUAGCACUCCUUCUUUCCUGGAUAGAACUGAUGUUUCUAUUAUCUCGAUUCCCCAGUUGGGGCUACUAUGUUCUAAUGUUUGGAAAAGUAGCUAUCAACGUUAUCAAAAUUUUAUUAACAUUCGUCUUUAUCAUCGUCGGAUUUUCGUUAAGCUUCAUGAUACAGUUUCAUACCCAAAUUCCAUUUGAAAGUCCAUGGGCUGCGUUUGUUAAAACCGUUGUAAUGAUGACAUCAGAAUUCGACUAUCAAUCGCUUUUCGAUCAAGAAAACUCAAGAGAACUUGCUACUUCUCUAAUUGUUGUCCGUUUUAUUUUUCUAAUAUUUCUUAUACUGGCAGCUAUUGUAAUCAUGAAUUUAAUGGUAGGUGUCGCUGUCAACGAUAUAAAUGAUUUGGCAAUAUUAGGAAACAUAGACCGAUUGUCUAAACAGGUGCAGUUUUUGUCCACCCUAGAUAAUUUGGUUUAUAACAGGGUUUUUAUCUUCAUUUUACCGAAAAGAAUAAUAGAAGGCAUCAAAAAGAAAAGGCGGGUAGUGAACAUGAUAAUACUUGCACCGGGAAAACCAGAAUGGAAGUAUUAUAAGGCUCUACCGACACAUCUCAGAGAAGCAAUUUUCACAAUCGCUCAAGAAAAAAUGAAACAAAAAGACGACGAAAUAAACAUGGAAGAAUUCAAGAAGAAAAUUGAUGAAAUGCAUACGGCUGUUACCAAUUUAGAAAAUAAUAGUGAACAAUCGUCCAAUAUAGUAAAACCAGAGAAACCGUUAGUACAAAAAAUGAAAUAUGAUGAGAUUAUGAAACGUUUAGCUGUGUUGGAUCAUGGGAUGGAUAGUGUUAAGGAUGAAAUCACAAAUUUAAUUGAAGAAACUAAAACUCCGGUUAACGAUUUGCGUAGACAAAUGACCCAAAUAUCGACAGAAAUUGAAAGUAUCAAACAAUAUUUAAUUCGAUUAGACAACAAAUUAAGUGAAAAAUAAAAUAUGUUUAAAAAAUAUGUUCUUUUAUA
This is a messenger RNA of Pieris napi, 3653 nucleotides long. Its product is annotated as transient receptor potential channel pyrexia-like. The transcript is spliced from 11 exons. Gene Ontology annotation, cellular component: membrane. Gene Ontology annotation, biological process: monoatomic ion transport; transmembrane transport. Bases 136 to 3624 code for a protein of 1162 amino acids. NCBI's taxonomy places the organism in Eukaryota, Metazoa, Arthropoda, Insecta, Lepidoptera, Pieridae. The record is from RefSeq and is a predicted model, not a curated record. Gene Ontology annotation, molecular function: protein binding; monoatomic ion channel activity.